This is a messenger RNA of Papilio polytes (common Mormon), 804 nucleotides long. RefSeq names its product cuticle protein 7-like. NCBI's taxonomy places the organism in Eukaryota, Metazoa, Arthropoda, Insecta, Lepidoptera, Papilionidae. Gene Ontology annotation, cellular component: extracellular matrix. The transcript is spliced from 2 exons. The record is from RefSeq and is a predicted model, not a curated record. Bases 84 to 725 code for a protein of 213 amino acids.
AAAGCUUUGGUGUGAAUAUAAAAAGAGAAUAAAAACUUCAGGGUUAUUCAGUAACUCACUGACGUUCAACCAAUCAACAUACAAUGGCUGCUAAGUUUGUCGUAUUCGCUUUGUUCGUGGCAGCUGCUCACGGUAGCGCCAGCCAUGGUGAUUACACCAGCUUCUCGUACGGCGUGGCGGACCCCCACACCGGUGACGUGAAGAGUCAGCAGGAAACGAGAGUUGGCGACAGCGUGGUGGGUCAAUACUCACUGCUGGAGUCCGACGGCCACCGCCGCACCGUCGACUACGCCGCUAACGCCCACUCUGGAUUCAACGCCGUCGUGCGCAGAGAGCCAGCGCUUCUCGCUCACGCCGCCCCCGUUGCCCACGCUGCUCCCUUGGCGUACGCUGCCCACGCUGCUCCCGUGACAUACGCUGCCCACGCCGCUCCUCUGGCUUACGCUGCCCGCGUCGCUCCCGUAGCUUAUGGUGCUCACGCUGCUCCCCUCGCCGUAGCCACUCAAGUAGCUCCCGCCUCCGUGUCAUACUCCGCGUACAGCAACUCUGUUGCCCACGCCGCUCCUCUUGCGUAUGCUUCUUAUGGAGCUCACACUCCCCGUCUGGCGUACGCAGCCCCCAUCGCUCGUGCUGUCGUCUCUCCCCUGGCUUACAACACCUACGCCGCUCCCCUGGCUCACGGUGCGUACUCCGCUUACGGACACGGCGCUCGUUUGGGCUGGUGAAUAUAGUAUGAAAUUAUUCGGACCAAAGUUAAACGUAUAAUGUUGUUUAAGAAAUAAAUAGUUAAUUUAAUUGACGAAA